Molecule: messenger RNA, 594 nt
Organism: Eurytemora carolleeae
Lineage: Eukaryota; Metazoa; Arthropoda; Copepoda; Calanoida; Temoridae
Product: transmembrane protein 230
Exons: 5
Coding region: 63-440 (125 amino acids)
Cellular component (GO): endomembrane system
Source: RefSeq, a predicted model, not a curated record
UCUAUUUUCAGAAAACCAGAAAUCAAAUGAAAAAAACUUGCAGCAGUUGAAUAGAUCCCACAAUGGAGAUCAAGAAAAGAAUCCGGUACACCAAACUGAAUCAGAACUCUGAGGAUUCAACAAGUGAUGAAGUUGAUGCUACCUCUACAGAUUCUAGAGAAGAUUAUGUGGCUGGACAGUUUUUAAAGCCUCCUGUGAAGGUUCCCUGGAAAGCAAUUAUUUAUGCUUUCGUUCUGUUCGCAUUUGGUACAGUACUCCUAUCUGUAGGUUGUCUAAUAGUGUCUGGACAUAUUGAGGGGGUUCACUAUCAAGAUAGAUUCUGGCCUCUCAUAUUCCUGGGUAGCAUCAUGUUCCUUCCUGGAGCAUACCAUACAUACUUUGCAUUCAAGGCCUUUACUGGGGACCCUGACUGGGAUUUUGAGGAGUUCCCGGAUUUUUGAGCUCAGCUUCUGUGAUUUAAAAGUAAAAAGUUCCGUGUUUAGAGAAAUAUUUGCAUAAUAUGUCUAAUGUCCAAUGCACCGUACAAAGUAUAUAAUUUUUCUCACUGUCAGUAUUUUUAGUCUGAUCAUGCAGGGUUAUAUUUUUACUUUUUAG